AUGGCUCGAAACUUCUCCGUCCCUUGCGGAGGAGACGUCUAUCUCACCUUCGCUAUUGCGGAGCCAGCACUACGAGCCCAGGGUCUGAGUCUUCAGACCUGGACAUCCUCUCUCGUUCUUGCAAGACUGCUUCACAAAAUUGCCGUCGACUUUUCCUCUCCUACUCCUGUCCCUGUACUGGAACUCGGAGCCGGCACCGGACUCGUUGGUCUGUCAGCAGCUGCCUUAUGGAAAGUGCCAGUAAUCCUCACAGACUUGCCUCCUUUCGUUUCUGGGCUGGCUGGCAAUGUCAAUCUGAACGCAGCGACAGUGAAGGGGUCUGUUCACUGCGGGUCGCUCGACUGGAGCCAGCCAGACUCUUUGAUUCUUCAAGAUGGCAGCCAUUACGAAGCUGAUAAGCACCCAGCUCGUAUAAUCCUUGCAGCGGACACGGUAUAUUCCGAAGAACACCCUGAAUUGCUAUCUAAGACCAUCUUGAAAUGGCUAGCUCCAGGUCCGUCUUCCCGUGCCAUAUUGACAUAUCCUCUGCGUGUGGCCUACCUCGACCAAAUUCGAGAGUUAUGGGAUCUUCUCGAAGCAGGUGGUCUGGAAGCGAUCAUGGAUGGUCAAGAGCAAGAUGAUGAUGUCCACGGUUGGGACGAUGAAUGUCUCUGUGAAUGGAGUGUCUGGAGGUGGAAGCAAGACGGCGGCCGAAGAGAGCGGGUAGUGGAAGAACACGAAUAG
This is a messenger RNA of Cladophialophora carrionii CBS 160.54, 723 nucleotides long. RefSeq lists its product as uncharacterized. The record is from RefSeq and is a predicted model, not a curated record. The transcript has a single exon. NCBI's taxonomy places the organism in Eukaryota, Fungi, Ascomycota, Eurotiomycetes, Chaetothyriales, Herpotrichiellaceae. The coding region runs from base 1 to 723 and encodes 240 amino acids.